AUGGGAUUAUUUGAUAAAUCAUCAUCAACAUUAUCACCACAGCAAGGUGAUCCACAGAAAAUGCCAAUAGCUUCCUCCAAUUCAAUGAAUGAAUCAUCAUCCUUUUCUUUAUCCGACACGAGUUCAUCAUCUUCGGAAAGAGGAGGAGUCUCCCCCAAGAAGAAAUCAGCUCUCCUUGUUUCUGGUGCCAUUGGAUUGGCCAUAUUGGGAUUUGCCAUCACCCGUUACAAGGUCUGUGCUCCUAACGAGUAUUUAGUUCGAACAGGUUUGGGCAUCAAGAAUAUUGUGGUGUCCAAGAAGGGAGUGAUUUGGCCAGGUCAGAAAGGAACAUUUGUGAGCAUUAAUCCAAAGACGUUUACAUUCAAUUUGCAUAACAUGAGCAAGGAAAAAGUCGAAUUUAAACUUCCUGUCACAUUUACCAUAGGACCAAUUGACUUUUUGAAAAAUCAAGAAGGAUUUAUGACUUAUUGUUCAAAAGUAACUGAAUCCACUCAAAAGGACAUUGAAAAUUUAAUUGCAGGUAUUGUGGAGGGUGAAACUAGAGGUUUGACUGCCAAGUUGACCAUUGAGGAAAUGUUCAAUUCGAAGGAAAGGUUUAGAGAAGAGGUCGUUUCAAAUAUCGAGAAAGAUUUGAACAUGUUGGGUAUGACCAUUUAUAAUGCAAACAUUAAGGAAAUGUCAGAUUAUGAUGAGAGAAACAAAUAUUUCGAAUACAGAAAACAAAGAGCCAUUGAGAAGGCCAACUAUCAAGCUCAAGCAGACGUCAGUGAGGCUAGAAGAGACGGUGAAAUUGCUGUUGAGACCAAUCGUCGUGACACUCGAAUCAAAAAAGCUCAAUUAGAACAAGAGGCCAAACUUGCUGAAAAUGAAAAUCUUAAGACUAUUGAAGUUUCUAACGCUCAACUCGAAGUGAUUCGAUCUGAAAAUUUCGAGAAGAGUGAAAUUGCAAGAAUUGAGGCUGAAAUGGCUGCCAAAGAAAAACAGGCAAUAUUGCAAAGAGAUGUCAACACCAAACUCAAGGAACAACAAAUUGAAUUUAUGAGAAGUGAAUCCUUAGCAAAAGCCAUUGUCGAAGCAGAAGCCAUUGAAAGAAAUGCUGAUGCUUUAUUCUAUAGUGAAAAGAAGAAAGCAGAAGCCAUUGAACUCACACUGCAAGCUCAGGCUAAUGGUCUUCGAAUGAUUUACGAGUCGUGUGGACGUCACCCUGCUCUCACGCAAUUCUAUCUUGCUCUCAACGCAAACUUGUAUCCAGAACUGGCCAAACAAAGUGCUGAAGCUGUACGAGGCCUUAAUCCAAAGAUUAAUAUUUGGAACACUUCAGGAGAUUCAGACAAGAAUAGCGAUACGAUGCAACCCAUUUUGAAAAUGGUUCAAUCCUUUGCACCAUUAAUGGAAGGAUUGCAAACUCAAGGAAAUGUGAAAAUUCCAGAAUGGUUACCUCAACAUUUUAGCGAACAAUUUCCACAAAAAUCAAGCAGUGAUGAGAAGGUGUGCGAAAAUGCAAAUGAACCUUCUGGAAGCAAGUUGUAA
Messenger RNA from Naegleria fowleri, 1530 nucleotides. RefSeq lists its product as uncharacterized. Gene Ontology annotation, biological process: protein localization to plasma membrane. The coding region runs from base 1 to 1530 and encodes 509 amino acids. The record is from RefSeq and is a predicted model, not a curated record. NCBI's taxonomy places the organism in Eukaryota, Heterolobosea, Eutetramitea, Acrasida, Naegleriidae. The transcript is spliced from 4 exons. Gene Ontology annotation, cellular component: plasma membrane.